AUGGCCCGCCUGAAGGUACGACAACUGCACUCGUCGCCCCGAUCACCGUACAUCAGGCCAAAGCGCGGCGGAUGUGGCCGAUGGAAUCACGAGUCACGGUCCGCUCUUCUCGAGGCCCUCGAUUUGUCUCGCGGAACGGAGUCGCAUCGUGAUACAGCCCAGAAGCGCGUCGCGCGUCCCGAGUUUAUCAGGGACUUCAUAUUCAAAAAGACUGGAGCAUGUCCAGAUGUCAAGUCCAUCAGCGAUGAAAUGAAGAACAUGCAUUUCACUACUGAACGUCGUCUCAGCGCGCGAGAUACUUCUGCUACAACGUGCUUUCAUCUUGACGGAACGUCUUCCGACCCUUCGGCCUCCACCGAGGCACCCAUGCCUUCCGUGAUCACGACACCUGCAAGCCCGAUCCGCAAUCUCGCCAACUAUUCUCUCGCGACAGGGUCAGCUGAUCAGGCCGAGCUUCCGCCUUCGAUGUCUCGACGCCGUCGCGCUAUGAACAUGCCGACGUUGCACAGCCAGAUGCAACUGCCCCCGCUUUCUCUUAGCAUGCCUCGGAUGUCUUCCCCGCGUAACCUCUCGCCUGUGUCACCCGCUACCGCUGUCCCAUCCACCAACUGGUUUGGUGCACUCAAUCGACCUAAUUUGACACUUCGCGGGAGCUCAGCGGACUCGAUGCCCCGCACACCCUUGGAACAGAUGGUUCAUACCCCCCUGAACCCACCAGAAGUCCCGAAAGCACCACCACCCAUGCCUCGUCGACGCGGCGACCUGACCGUGCUAUGGAAUGAUCGAUGGAGCCCUACUCCCGAAGACCUAUUCACUCCCCUCCCUGGCAAAACAUUCGGCGUCGAGCUACCUCCGCUGUCAGCCGUGAAGAGCACUACUGGCAUUGCGCCGGCUUUGUCGUCGUCCAGUUCGUCCGGGAACGCGACCCCUUCUCCUUCCUCAACUCUCGACACGCUAGCAUUAAACCCCUCGCAGCCCCCUUACCCCUUGCCAUCGAACGGUAACACAACUUGCACCGUCAAUCCCAUGGUUCACUUCCGCCUGAACCCCCGCCCUCGCCACCUAUCCCUUCCGCGUCGUUCCACCUACCAACACCCUGAGCGUUGCGAUCGUAAGACAUCAAUAACCUCUCCUGGACACCCCAAGCCGAACCUGCGCAUCAUUCCUCCGCAGCGGAGCAGUGCAGACUCCCCUCUUGCCUCCCCGCUCAUCAUCAAGCCCAUGACCGCUGACCAGAUCCUCCGAAACCCCCUGUCCCCGCCCACCCCGGCUCACUUCAACACUCCCGUAUCAUCCGCCUCGUACUUCAACGUCAACCCGCUUUGA
Messenger RNA from Punctularia strigosozonata HHB-11173 SS5, 1326 nucleotides. RefSeq lists its product as uncharacterized. Bases 1 to 1326 code for a protein of 441 amino acids. The record is from RefSeq and is a predicted model, not a curated record. The transcript has 3 exons. NCBI's taxonomy places the organism in Eukaryota, Fungi, Basidiomycota, Agaricomycetes, Corticiales, Punctulariaceae.